Molecule: messenger RNA, 1920 nt
Organism: Arctia plantaginis
Lineage: Eukaryota; Metazoa; Arthropoda; Insecta; Lepidoptera; Erebidae
Source: the annotation of a GenBank genome assembly
AUGCCAAAUCUGGAAAACGGUGAUAUCAAAAAGAUGCAAAAAGAAAUGUCAAAAUUAAGCGUGGAUAGUAAUAUGGAAUGCCUGGUAAAUCCAGGUAUUCGAAGACGCUCCAGGGCUGUGGAGACCAGUGAACGGAGAGUGCUUGUCAUUUAUACUGGUGGGACCAUCGGUAUGGUGAAAACGGAGGACGGGUUGUCACCAGGAAAGAAUAUGUUCAAGCAGGCGAUCCAAAAAUAUCCACAGCUACAUGAUAUCGCCUACUAUGAUCGUAUGGUGCGGGCAAAUGGUUCUGACCAUACUCUAAAGUCCUUUUUUGUUUUACCGAAGAGUGAUGACACGACCUUCAGAAUCUUGUACGAUAUCAAAGAAUAUGAUCCUCUGCUGGACUCCUCAGAUAUGUCUGAAGCUGAUUGGAUCAAAAUUGCUAAAGACGUGAAAAAAUACUAUAACCAGUAUGACGGAUUCGUGAUUCUCCACGGCACCGACACUCUCUGCUACACUGCUUCCGCUCUUUCCUUCAUGUUCGAGAAUAUUGGUAAAGCCGUCGUUCUCACUGGUUCACAGAUCCCAAUUUUUGAGCCAAGGAGUGAUGGAGUUGAUAAUUUUGUAGCAUCGCUAAUAAUAGCUGGUGGUUUUAACAUUCCUGAAGUAACAAUAUUCUUCUACGGCAAGCUGUUUCGUGGUAACCGAACUCGGAAGAUUUCGGUUAACAAUUUCUUUGCCUUCAACUCUCCCAACGCUGAGCCGAUCGUCAAAAUGGGUAUUGAGAUGGAAAUAAAUAAGACCGCCAUUUUUAAGCCCAGCGUUAUCGACAAGUUUCAUCUUCAUCCCCAUAUGUCCAAGAAUGUGGGCUUGCUGAGAAUAUUCCCUAGUAUGGGAAUGGAAGCCGUGAGGUCAGCAUGUCAGCACCCAAUUCAAGGUUUGGUAAUUGAAGCAUAUGGCGCGGGCAACAUUCCUGCCUCUCGCCACGACAUUGUGGAGGAAAUUUCAAAGGCAGUGAAACGUGGAGUGAUUAUAGUGAACAUAACUCAGUGUACUACUGGAGCUGUUGCACCGGUAUACGCCACUGGUCAAGCUAUCGCAAAAGCUGGUGUAGUAUCCGGUUACGAUAUGACUCCUGAAGCGGCUCUCACGAAGUUAUCGUAUGUUCUGUCCAAAACUGAUCUCACAUACGAUCAGAAAAUUGAGAUGAUGGGCCAGAAUAUCAGGGGAGAACUGACGAAUAUGACAUCUAUGUUGUUCCAGGACCAAACAUUGAAAGACGCUCUGGCAGCCAGCCUCAACAUUCAGUCACCCAAGAAGCUGGACGAAGUUACCGACAAUGUUUUCUCAUCACUACUGCUUUAUGGCAUCAAAUGUGGCGACAUAGACGUUGUAAAAAAGCUAUUAGAUAUGGGUGCAGAUGUGAACGCAGUUGACACAGAAGGCAAGACUCCUCUCCACGAAGCCAUUUUGCACGGAAACGCCAGUAUUGUCGAGUUUUUGCUCAAGAAUGGCGCCAACGUGCAUUACAAGACUAAACAUGGCGAGUGUCCGCUCAUCACAGCCGUGUUAAGAGAUGACGUUAAGAUUAUUGAAGUUCUGCUCAAGUGCGGCGCUCAUCUGACAAAUGCCGACAAUCCUUCCGUGACUGAUAUAGUGAACGUGGCUAUCAGAUCGGGCUGCUUAAGGAAGUUGGAGUCGCUGAAAAUGGCCGGCGCCAGUUUCGACCUACGAGAUGAACUUUAUCAAACACCACUGCAUAAGGCUGUGAUAUGCAAUUGCCAAGGUGCGGCUGAAUACUUGAUACAGCAAGGAGCUAGCGUAAACUCCAAGGACAUCCUCGGGCACACUCCAUUUGACUACGCCAAGAGACUCAACAGAGAUAGUAUUAGUUCGAUAAUGGAUUUCUCGGGCCCGACUAGCAAUGGAACUGGAUAA